CCGGUGCCGCCGCUCUCCGCUCCCGGCGCCCCAGCUGCCACUCAGCACGCGAAACGCGAAAACAAGCCCGCCCCGCUCGCGCACUCUCUUGAUCCGCUCGGGACGCCGUACGCUCGGCCGCUACCAUCCUGCCACCCUCCGCAGGAACAGGGGUGGGCCGCAGUGCCGCCCCGGCCCGCCUUCCUCCGCCUGGCCGCAGUGGUAGCGCCCCGGCAGCCGUGUCCGCUACAGCGCAAAAAUGAUCAUCCCAGUCAGAUGUUUCACUUGCGGCAAAAUAGUUGGAAACAAGUGGGAAGCCUAUCUUGGCCUUCUGCAAGCGGAAUAUACAGAAGGAGAUGCCCUUGAUGCCCUUGGUUUGAAGAGAUACUGCUGCCGCAGAAUGCUUCUAGCCCACGUGGAUCUGAUUGAGAAGCUUCUGAAUUAUGCACCCCUGGAGAAAUGAGAUUUAAAAAGUACCAUGCUGCAAGCCAUGUGGAACAUAUCUCUAAUUCUAAACUUGAAACUGGACUUCAGGCAGUGAAGGAUGAAAGCCACCUGUAGUGCAACUACUGAGAGAUGUUUACCUUCUGGAGAAAACACUGUGCCAAGCCACUAGCCUCUUCCAAGAAAACGAAGAUCAAGUCCACUUAACCAAAAUUUGGAGAUUAAAUUAAAAGUUUGGAUGCUUCUGUUUAAAUCUGUGCUUGGCGUUCUUUUGUGAACUUUUAGAUGCUUCUGCCAGCAAAAAUAAAUGUUUGUUCAUGUAGAAAAAUAUUAUUUCAUAAUAAUGUUGAAAUAAAGGAGGUCUUUCCUACA
Messenger RNA from Columba livia (rock pigeon), 795 nucleotides. RefSeq names its product RNA polymerase II, I and III subunit L (gene POLR2L). The record is from RefSeq and is a predicted model, not a curated record. Gene Ontology annotation, cellular component: RNA polymerase II, core complex; RNA polymerase I complex; RNA polymerase III complex. Bases 239 to 442 code for a protein of 67 amino acids. Lineage: Eukaryota; Metazoa; Chordata; Aves; Columbiformes; Columbidae. The transcript is spliced from 3 exons. Gene Ontology annotation, biological process: transcription by RNA polymerase I; transcription by RNA polymerase II; tRNA transcription by RNA polymerase III. Gene Ontology annotation, molecular function: DNA binding; zinc ion binding.